AUGGUGAGCUACGACGAUGCCCGUGAUUAUGUGACAUCCCUGUUCAUCAUGCUGAAGAAGGAACCAGUCAUCUUGUUCCGCAUCGAGUUCCUGGUGGUCCUCGUCACGCUGCUCUUCUUCGCCAUGUUCCUCAUGGAUUUCUUUCGCCGCAUCAUCCACAACCCAUUCAUGAGGGCCGUCUUCAGCAUCUUCGACGGCGUCUCCGACUCCAUUGUCUUGUACCUCCUGGGGGCCAUGCAGUCGGCGCCUUUCAAGAACCAGCUGUUCCCGAUCUGGGCUCUUGUGCUCGUCAAUUUCCGCUACAGCGCAGAUUACAUCUCCGGCUACGGCGUUCCUGACCGCCGCGGACGGAGGUUCACCGAGUGGAGGAACGUGUUCAAGCUCCUGGGGUCGGCAUUCUUGACUUGGACGCGUGGAUCCAGCUUCACGGCUCCACUCUGGUCCGUCUGGUGCCUGCAGAUAGUGAGGAGCGCGUACAGAUUCCACUCACACAAUCUGGCAUUUCGCUCCCUCUGGCAUGGCGGGAGCUCGCACCUGGUUGCAGAGCACAUGCGUGCCAGGUACAGCAACUCGCAACCAGCAGCCGGCCCAGUGACGAUGGAAGACUACAGCUACUUGGUGUAUGGAGAAACAGGGCGGAAUUUCAAGCUAAAGAAGCCUCAGUAUGCAUUGUCUGCUCACCGGCCAAGAAAGAUCUGGCAAGCUAGAUGUUGUUGUGUAAGAGUCGUCUUCAAUACCAGCAGCCGCACGUCCCAGCAGGAGUUGUCGCCACUGAUCACGCUGGACAAAGUCUGGAAGUACUGUCCCAUUCACCAGCCACAUAACCAGGAGGAGGAAGAGGACCUAAAGAAGGACAAUGACCUAAAGGAUAUCCCUUUGGCCUUCGCCUUGUCAAGGCUGCUUCGGUGCAGGUUUGAGGAUGUGCCGCUGCAAGCAAGUAUCUUUGAAAUACACCGUGAGCUGAUCAAGAGCAUAAUUGGUGGGAAGCUGGGCACCAGCGAUGUCCUCAGGAUCAUGGAGCUGCAGCUUGCCUUCAAUUCGUCCAUGACUAUUUCAACACCCGCUACCCCAUGGUGUUCUGGUGUGGGCGCCUGUCUCUGUUCAUCACUCUGUUUCUGUCCGUGCUGA
Messenger RNA from Triticum turgidum subsp. durum (durum wheat), 1128 nucleotides. NCBI's taxonomy places the organism in Eukaryota, Viridiplantae, Streptophyta, Magnoliopsida, Poales, Poaceae. The record is from the annotation of a GenBank genome assembly.